This is a messenger RNA of Penicillium brevicompactum, 2955 nucleotides long. RefSeq lists its product as uncharacterized. Gene Ontology annotation, molecular function: methyltransferase activity. The transcript is spliced from 4 exons. The record is from RefSeq and is a predicted model, not a curated record. Bases 1 to 2955 code for a protein of 984 amino acids. Lineage: Eukaryota; Fungi; Ascomycota; Eurotiomycetes; Eurotiales; Aspergillaceae.
AUGGUCAUGGGGGACAAACUGUUCCAUGUGCCUCUCAUGAGCCCCAAAAAGAUCCUCGAUAUCGGAACCGGGUCAGGGAUUUGGCCAAUAGAGAUGGCGGCCUUGUUUCCAAACACCGAGAUUACAGGGACCGACCUGUCCCCAGUGCAGCCGACAGAAGUCCCACCGAAUGUUCAUUUUCUAGUUGAUGACGCCACCGAAGAUGAGUGGUUGUGGGAUGCGAACCAUUUUGAUCUCAUUCACAUCGGCCACAUGACAGGAGCUAUGCCUUCAUUCAAACGCAUUUUACGACAAGCAUUCAAACACCUUAAGCCAGGAGCCUACCUGGAAUGCCAUGAGUUAGACCCAAAACCCCGAUGUGAUGACAAAACCAUGCCUCCCGAAAAUCCAGAUGGAGGAUAUAGCGCUUUCGCUAUGCAUGAUUGGUUCGAUCUGAAUAUGCGAUCAAGUCGCGAUGCCGAUCCACCAAGGCAGUUUCGAAUCGCACAUCGGAUCGAACAGUGGAUGAAAGAUGUAGGGUUUGUUGAUGUUGAACAACGAGUGUCAAAGAUCCCUACAAAUACCUGGCCACAAGAAGAAAGGCUAAAAACCAUCGGCGCUUGGAGCGAAAGCAAUUGGCUCGAAGCUUUAUCCGGGUGGUCUUAUAAGCCAUUCCUUGCCCUCGGUUGGUCUAAGGCCGAGAUCGAAGUUUUUCUUGUCGACGUGAGGAAAACUAAACCCAUGUCUUUCGGUAGACAUGCCUAUAGGCAUGCUCUCAAACCCCCUGCGACUCCGACACUCGAUUACCUGUGGGUCAGCGACGACUUACUGGCAGCCACGUUCCGUCGAUUUGCCAAUGGCCAACGACGCCAUGGGAGCUGUGUCCCUGGGCCCCUCGAAGCACGGCGACGUCUUGCAAAGCGAAGAAACACAGCACUAGCCAGUAUUGGCGGGGGGCCGCUGGAGGACAUCUCGUGUCUGUUUGGCCGCAAUGGGAGGGAACAUAUGAAAUGGGGUGACCAUUCAUGGCAGGGUAUGCCAUUUGAAAGUCAAGGCUCCGCAGACCAUGCCCUAGGUUAUUCCGAAGAUCCUGUCACUUCCUCAGAUUUAAGCCCCGGGUCAGAACACAUCCAAUUUCCAGAUCACGCGCCUGACGCCGUCACAAUCGAUCCGCAAAUACCUGAGCAAAUAUUGGAAGAGUUUCUUAGUGGCUCUGACUGGGGCAUCGAAGAUGCCAGGGAAUUCACUCGCCAGAUGAGAAUUGAUCUCCACCGAGACCCCCGUUACAGCCGGCAGAUUUUUGACCAACUACUUGCUCGAUCGGGACAAAACUUCGAGGAAGCCAUCACCUUUCUGGACGACCCAUUUCUCAACACCCGAGGCUCAGGGAACUACAUCGCAGCCAUUGAACUCUUUGUCCGGACGAAAGCGAAACGCGCUAGACGAACAGCUGUCUUGGAUUCAAUAAAACGCGGACUAGAACUGGGCUUGAUUCCUACGGAGGAUAUUUGUUUGAUCAUCCGCACUCUGCCCAAUAUCCUCGUUGAGAACAAGAAGACUCUGGGCUCAUGGGAUCACUACGCGCUGUUGAAACAUUAUCGGGCUAUGUGGCGAGCCAUUGGUCGCUGCAAUAUCUUGGGAUACCAUGAUCUGGACAAGAAAAUUGUGGAUGCUUGGCUCGGGGAGCUUCUGAAGAUUCACAGCUUUCGUUUCGCGGAGGAAAUCAUCAUCGAAACGCACGAUGCAAGCAAUCGCAAUCAGUGGCCUUCCAUCUUGGUUCAAAACUGGCUUCAAGCUACAGAGACCGAUUUGGAGACCAAGGCCCCAUUUCCAAACAAGAUCUUCAGCCAACUGGACGUGGACUCUGCCGCGGAUUGCGUCAUUCGGGUGACAGAAUUAAUAUCUGUCUCAAACGACAAAGACCUCAGAAACCAGCUGCUCCACCGAUGGCGGGAUUGCCUGGCAAAUGCCGAUAUAAUCUCCACCGUCGCAAAAUCACACGUUUGGUGUGACUUCCCCCUUCCCUGCAUUGAAAACCAAGAGACUGCUUCUGGAAAGCAUUCGACCCAAAGCCAAAUCGUGCUGCGACUAUGGCUUUUGCGCACCCUUUGUCGGACCACUGGGUACAUGUAUAACCAGAACUCGAAACCGACAGACCGGCCGAUCCACCUUCUCCUCAAUCUCUACGACCUCGUAGUCAAGGAAACCGAUGGUCAUUUUUUCCCCGGCCUUUUGCGCGAGAUUCAAGAACUCGAUCUUCCUUACAACAGGCUCCUCAUUCUUGCUCUCGACAGAAAAUCCCAGAAGUCUAUCACAAAAACAGUCCGCCAAACCCUCGAGCAGUUGGAAACCUCCUGUCUUUCGCUCACAGAUGUGUGGAAGACCCCGUCUCUGCACAAGGGCAUCCGGAACAUUUUCCACGCUUCAUUCGAAGAAAUGUACCAUCGCAUGGAUCUCACCAACCGCGCGACAGCAGAGGAGUUAGUGCACAUUGCGCGAUCAGGAGAUUCAAACAGCACUCGAUCUAUCCUCAGACUUCUUAAUAACAACACUCCGUUCAAGAUCAGCCUUCACAAGGCUUAUCAGGAUAUUCCACACCCCGAUGAAAUGGCACUCGUGCGUUACCAUGCUGGUCCACGCACCAGCCGGUGUCCCGACCCGCAUGCUGCCAUUGGUCUGAUCAACCAGCUGGCAAUCGCAAUCUCCUGCUGCAGAAACCUGACUCCGUCUCAGUCCUUCCAUAUGGUCCACUGGCUCUACGGGUUUUUGCGCAGACACGGUGGACCCGUCGAUCCAGACUUUGUACGAGCUAUGUAUCAUGCCGGCAUUGUACGCAGACGCCGUGAUGGUCUCAGCAUACCGGCAACCCAAUAUCAAUACAUUCUUUGGAUUGUUGAAAAAUUCGAGGGACGUGCAGUUGUUCAACAGCUCACAGCUCCCCCUGAAGUUGGUGAAUCGAACAUCAACAGCCAGUGA